Messenger RNA from Diorhabda sublineata, 399 nucleotides. Its product is annotated as NADH dehydrogenase [ubiquinone] 1 alpha subcomplex subunit 7-like. The transcript has 2 exons. Gene Ontology annotation, biological process: mitochondrial electron transport, NADH to ubiquinone; ATP synthesis coupled electron transport. The record is from RefSeq and is a predicted model, not a curated record. NCBI's taxonomy places the organism in Eukaryota, Metazoa, Arthropoda, Insecta, Coleoptera, Chrysomelidae. The coding region runs from base 77 to 391 and encodes 104 amino acids. Gene Ontology annotation, cellular component: mitochondrial inner membrane.
AUAUAACCUCAAAUGUCAAUAUUUUUGUUUCGUAACAGAAUAAUUGUUAUUUCAACUUUUUUUGUUACUAUAAAAGAUGCCUCAACCUCCUAAAAUUCGAAUGCACGAUGUAAAUCCAUUUCUUCAAACUAUACGUGAAUUUCUACUAGGAAGAAAACAUACUUUAGCACUCAGAUUUCAAGAUAUUCUGGCAACGAGAUCGCCACCACCUCCAGUUUUACCAGACGGACCGGCCCACAAACUCCAUUCCAAUUAUUAUUUUAAAAGAGAUGCUAGAAGAGAAGUUUCACCACCCGAAGUAAUCGCUCCAAAAGCGAAACAAAUCGAAGCAGGUGAUAAAACUACUAGUGUUAAGAGAAUUACACCUGGACCAGUCUAUAGGUGGGAUUAAUCAAUUAA